AAAGGAGUCUAAACACAAAUCUGCCGUUAGCAUUGUUUUGAUUAUUUUUCAGGUCUGAUCUGAAUCUGGUCCAUCUCUUUCCGAUCCAAACUGUUUACCCAGGGGGGAGGGGAGCAGACAGCGAAAUGGAGACGCUACCAAUCAAUCCAGUGGGAGAGAAAAGCACCUCUGAACCGCAACAACAAUGGGGAGGGAACCCCAAGAAGAGCCUUCAUCCAACUGCUCAAACUAGGCAGCAGCCCCAAGAGCCUGGAGUUCUCGAGCUGAGAAUGAUCCCAGCUCCCAGCCAGCUUCUAGAGGUUCCUCCGGGGGCUGGAAAGCUGACUGCUGCGCUCGAAGGAGCCGCCGAGAAGCCCCGCGGAUCGGCGAGUGAGAUGCCAGCGCCCCUCCGCGCUCCGGAUCUCUGGGACUGUCCGGAUGGGAGCUUUGUCAAGAAGAUCGUAAUCCGUGGCCACGGCUUGGACAAACCCAAGCUGGGCUCCCGCUGCCGCGUACUGGCUUUUGGGUUUCCUUUUGGGUCAGGGCUGCCAGAGGGCUGGACAGAGCUAACUAUGGGCUUCGGCUCGUGGAGGGAGGGAACCUGGGGGGAGCUCACAGAGAAAUGUUUGGAGUCCAUGUGUCAGGGUGAGGAGGCGGAGCUGCAGCUCCCUGGGCACUCGGGACCUCCUGUCCGGCUCACACUGGCUUCCUUCACUCAGGGCCAGGACUCCUGGGAGCUGGAGGCCAGCGAGAAGGAGGCCCUGGCUAGGCAAGAACGUGCGCGGGGAACAGAGUUAUUUCGAGCUGGGGACCCAGAAGGGGCUGCCCGAUGCUACGGACGGGCUCUUCGGCUGCUGCUGACUUUACCUCCACCUGGCUCUCCAGAGCGCACUGUCCUUCAUGCCAACCUGGCUGCCUGUCAGUUGCUGCUGGGACAGCCCCACCUGGCAGCCCAGAGCUGUGACCGGGUGCUGGAGCGGGAGCCUGGGCAUGUGAAGGCCUUGUACCGAAGGGGGGUUGCUCAGGCUGCUCUUGGGAACCUGGAAAAAGCAACUGCUGACCUCAAGAAGGUGUUGGCAGUCGAUCCAAAAAACCGGGCAGCCCAGGAGGAGCUGGAAAGGGUAUUCUUUCAGGGGAAGAAACAAGAUGCAGGACUGGCUCAGGGUCUCCGCAAGAUGUUUGGCUGAUUAAAAGUUAACCCUUAAAAGGGACAGAAACCUG
Messenger RNA from Myotis davidii, 1200 nucleotides. It is a transcript of the gene FKBPL, whose product is annotated as FK506 binding protein like. The transcript has a single exon. The coding region runs from base 126 to 1166 and encodes 346 amino acids. NCBI's taxonomy places the organism in Eukaryota, Metazoa, Chordata, Mammalia, Chiroptera, Vespertilionidae. Gene Ontology annotation, molecular function: protein binding. The record is from RefSeq and is a predicted model, not a curated record.